AUGAGAGAUUACGAUGAAAUCACUUCUUUUCUGGGAACAUGGGGUCCGUUCCAGCUGACUGUUUUCUUUGCAUUAGCUAUAAGUAUCCUUCCAAAUGGUUUUGUGGGCCUCUACAUCGUUUUCGUGGGUGAUACGCCACCUCACGAGUGUCUGAUCCCUGAGGAGAACAACAUCAGUGACGUGUGGAGAGAAGCCGCAAUCCCAACGGAGAUGCAAGAUGGCGUUUCGAAGCGCAGUUCCUGCUCCAGAUACAACAUGGAAACACUGAGACAGUUCUCCAUGCGUAACUACACCCCAAAUGUGGAUGUCAAUGUCAGUGAGAUAGAGACAGAGUCCUGUAUGAAUGGCUGGAACUACAGUAAAGUGAUUUACGAGUCUACGAUAGUGACAGAGUGGGACCUGGUUUGUGAGGACGAGUACAAAGGCCCACUGACCUCAUCUAUAUACUUCUUUGGUGUGUUGGUGGGGACCUUUCUUUCAGGACAGAUGUCUGACAGGUACGGCAGAAGACCUAUACUUUUUGCCAUGAUGGCUAUGCAGACAGUGACCAUCAUAAUCCAGAUGUUUUCUCCAAGCUGGGAAAUCUUCACUGCCAUCUACUUCCUUGUGGGAUUCAGUGGUUUUUCUAAUUAUGUUGUUGCAUAUGUCUUGGGUUGUGAGAUUCUGAGUCCAGCGAGUCGGGUGGUGUUCGGUUCUCUGGGUAUCUUCAUGGGAUCUGGGAUUGGUCAGAUGUUCUUUCCAUUAGCAGCUUACUUCAUCCGCAGCUGGCGAUGGCUGGUGCUCACGAACGCCCUCACUGGACUCCUGUAUCUACCGCUGUGGUGGUUUAUUCCCGAGUCUCCCCGAUGGCUUCUCUCUCAGGGACGGAUAGCAGAGGCCGAGGCCAUACUGAGACUCGCGGCUCACAAGAACAAGGUCUCCGCUCCUGAAGUCCUCUUCACUUCAUCUGAGAUUGAGGAGGCAGCAAAGAUGAGGGAGAAAAAGCACAAUAUUCUGGAUAUUCUGAGGAACUCUAAUGCUGUUUUAACCAUCACGAUUUGUUCAUUUCUGUGGAUGGUCAUCACCAUGUCUUACUACGCUCUCAUCCUGAACACCACAAACCUUCAUGGAAACCCGUACCUGAAUUUCUUCCUGUCUGCGGUGGUGGAGGUCCCAGCGUUCAUCAUAGCCAUGCUUCUGCUCCGCUUCUGCGGGAGGAGGCUCUGUCAGGCCUCCACUCUUCUAAUGGGUGGAGCAAUGAUCUUCAUCAUACAGCUCAUUCCCACAGACCUAAUGGAGUUGGCAACCUUACUGGAGAUGCUGGGAAAACUGGGUGUUACCGCUGCAUUCUGCGUAGUUUAUGCCGUGACUUCAGAACUGUUUCCGACUGUGGUGAGGAACAUGGCCAUGGGAACCUGCUCCAUGAUGGCUCGCAUAGGGAGCAUCGUUUCCCCCUUCAUCAUAUACUUGGGUAACUACUAUAGAUACAUUCCUUAUAUUGUCAUUGGAAGCCUGGCAGUGUUUGCUGGCUUAAUUACUUUACUGUUACCAGAAACUAAAGGAAAAGUUCUCCCUGAGACCAUUGCUCGGAUGCAGCGAAUAAAAGGGUGA
Messenger RNA from Rhinichthys klamathensis goyatoka, 1590 nucleotides. RefSeq names its product solute carrier family 22 member 4 (gene slc22a4). NCBI's taxonomy places the organism in Eukaryota, Metazoa, Chordata, Actinopteri, Cypriniformes, Leuciscidae. Gene Ontology annotation, biological process: transmembrane transport. Gene Ontology annotation, molecular function: transmembrane transporter activity. Gene Ontology annotation, cellular component: membrane. The coding region runs from base 1 to 1590 and encodes 529 amino acids. The transcript is spliced from 9 exons. The record is from RefSeq and is a predicted model, not a curated record.